Messenger RNA from Chinchilla lanigera (long-tailed chinchilla), 1269 nucleotides. RefSeq names its product family with sequence similarity 195, member B (gene Mcrip1). The transcript is spliced from 5 exons. Bases 89 to 436 code for a protein of 115 amino acids. NCBI's taxonomy places the organism in Eukaryota, Metazoa, Chordata, Mammalia, Rodentia, Chinchillidae. The record is from RefSeq and is a predicted model, not a curated record.
GGCACCUGUCACAGCAGUGUCCCUCUAGCACCUGCUUGGCUGGUCGAUCGCUUUCUACUGGUCUCAUUGGCUGAAAAGGAUACAGAACAUGGAAAGGCUGAGGGGAUCCAGCAGCAGAGCACUAGGACCAGACCUCUCAGCGAUGACCAGUUCUCCUGUCUCCAGAGUUGUCUACAACGGCAAGAGGAAUAGCAGCCCCCGGUCUCCCACCAACAGCAGUGAGAUCUUCACACCAGCCCAUGAGGAGAAUGUGCGCUUCAUUUACGAAGCCUGGCAGGGUGUGGAGCGAGACCUUCGUAGCCAGCUGUCGGGUGGUGAGCGGGGCCUGGUGGAGGAGUAUGUGGAGAAGGUCCCCAACCCUGGCCUGAAGACCUUCAAGCCCAUCGACCUGAGUGACCUGAAGCGUCGGAACACGCAGGACACCAAGAAGUCCUAGAGUGUCCAGUACCCCUCCCCUGGCCUCAGAAAGAUUGGAGUCACUGGAUUUUGGUUUCCUCCUAUCCUGUGGGCCCUGCUUCUGGGAGGGGGGAAGGGUUGUGUAGGUUUGAGCAGGCACAAACCUCAGGGCUGGCAGGAUUGAUGGCUGAGGCCUGCCCCUCCUCCCAGUGUCCCUCUUUUCCUGUCCCUGGAGGGGAACUCUGGCCCUGCCAGCCCCUGCCCUUCAUCCUUGGCUGACUGCACCUUGGGUGCUGUCUGACUCUGCCUGCCCUACACAGUUCCUGACCCCAGCCCCUUCUCCUGCUCCACCUCCCAUCUUGGUGUUCCUGCCAGCAUUCUGUCAGGAUCAGAAGAGGGACCUCUCUUUCCCAGCUGGUGGGACUGACUGGUUUGUUCUUGAGAUGGCCGGGAAGUAGGACAGGUGCAGCCCCACCUGCAUCCAGCUUGGGUGCCCUGGUCCCUUGCUGCUCCUCUGGCCUGAAGACUUAGGAAGCUUCUCCUUUCAUCCUCACUAUCCAGCCUGCCCCUUCCCUGCCUCAGCUUCAGGAUGGCAUCAGCUCUCUGGGCCUGGGACAGUGCUGGCAUCCCUGAAGGGGUCCCUAGCAACCAGGCCUGGUCUCUUGGUGCCUGCACCCUUGUGGCCACAGUGCCACCCUUGGGCAGGGGCACUGUGGCUGACCCUGAGGCGGUGGUGCUGCCAGGCCUGUCCUGGCUCUCUGGAGUAUGCUAGGAGGUUACCAGGGCCCUUCUCUCUUCCUGUGCCCUCUGGAAGCCAAGUGUUCAUGGCUCUGGAGCCUGAGGGUCCAUGAAUAAAAGUAAGUGGCACUGGGA